CAUAACAUCAGCCAUGCUCAUAUAUUAUUUUAUUAUUAUUAUUAUUAUUAUUUAUUUGUAACAUCCGCUUGCAGUUAAAUUCCCUCUCAAUCUGAUUCAGCAAUGUAGAGAACUAGCAUAAAUCCUCGUGAAGAUGGACACCUAGGGUGACCAUACGUCCUCUUUUUCGGACCUUAAAAAAGCUCCGGCCGGGAUUUCUAAAUUUGCGAAAAUUUCCGGGAUUCGGCUUUAGUUGCAUUAUGAUGUGCGUCUGGUCCAAUACUUCAUUGUGCGCGCGCAUAUUUGCUUUGCUUUAACCCUCUUUGUAAAUCCCGCAUUCUCGCACACCAAUUGGUCAAUUAUAAGAGACUUGCAGCAACUAUUGGCCAAAUUCCUGCCUGUCAAUCCGCGGAGGCGCGAAGCGCUGUUGUGUUCGGCAUCAAACAGCUUGACAGUAGCAGCAAAUGACAGCUGAGUGGAAACAAUGCCCAAAUGAAAGUGCAAAUUUACAGAAGAUUUGCACAAAAAAAUCCCAUGCUUUCGUCCAGGUCGAGAUCCGUGGGAUGCAGAAUGUAUGACAUGUAAAGCUGGCACUCAUGUGUCAGUUGCUAAUAAAGGUGCAAGUGAUUAAGAAGCACAUAUAUGCGAAGCAUAAAGGGUCAGCAAAAGGUGAAAGUUCAUUAAUGGACUACUUUUUGCGACCAGGUACAAAUUUUAUCACAUUGCUUCAUUUUCCAUGGCCAUUCAAAAUAAUAGUAAUAAUAAAUGAAGGUACACUCAUGGCAUCAAAUAUUUAUUUUAGUACAUGGACAUUCAAAAGAAUGUUGGAAAUGUUUAUUUAUUUAUAUAUAUUUAUGUUAUGCUAACAGAGUGUCUUUUUCACUGUAUUAAAGUUUGCAUUCAUAGUAACACUGUUUUGAACCCCGCCCCGCCCUGCUCUGUGGCUAUGUGUUCCUGCUCUAUCGAAAACGAAAGCUCCAUUACCCCACAAAAAUUAGGUGCAACAAGGGCUUCGACAGAUAUGACUACAGCACGACAAGAUAAAAGAUGAAAUGUAGGUUCAGGCUUCUCUAUCACAGAGGCUCUUACUGGAGAAAAAUAUCGAUGAAGGAUUUCACUAAAGUUCGUGUCGAUGCUUGAUGGACAUUUCGAGACUGAAAAGACUCACUGAAUAAGUCUCUAGAGUUUAUUCAGAAUGGUGGCAAAAAAAAAAAAAACAUCCAGUGAGCGGCAGUUCUGUGGAUGGAAAUGCCUUGUUGAUGAGAGAGGUCAACGGAGAAUGGCCAGACUGGUUCGACCUGACAGAAAGGCUACGGUAACUCAGAUGACCACUCUGUACAACUGUAGUGAGCAGAAUAGCAUCUCAGAAUCCACAACAUGUCGAACCUUGAGGCGGAUGGGCUACAACAGCAGAAGACCACAUUGGGCAUAGGACCAUAGUGUUCCUAAUAAAGUGCUCACAGGAGCAGAACGGAACCUUCAUAGAUGGCGAGCACUCUGCAGUCUGCACAGGAAUUCCUCGGAAAUGGCAGAACUUUGCUAACUGGAAGUCUCCUAAACUAUGAUUGUGUAAUUGAAGCCUUAAACCAGGGCAAAUUCUUCAUAGAUGAUGAGCUCGAUUCAGUUACAGCUACAGCAAAUAGUCGGGAUAGGCUAAGGAAUAUGCUUGACAUAGUAAUUUCUAAAGGAGAAGAAGCAUGCUAUAAGUUUUUAAAAAUUCUUGACAAGAAAAGAUUUGAAGUAUUUCCAAGACCUGGUGUAGAGUAUCCAGAUUUACAUCACUGGAUUAGCUGCUUCUCCUUCCAGGAUGAACUGCAAUCUCAGACUACAAACAAAGAAGACUCAGAUCCUUGUACCAGGUACCAAGGCCUUUUGAAAUGGAAAGCAAGACAAAUACUGGAUGAUAACUGGAACCAAAGAAUGAAUUUCCUAAAAAAUGAUCCAAAAAGAAAACCCUUCACAUAUAUACCUCUUGUUCUGGACACUGAUUCUAGUGCAGUUUCAAAACUUAAGAAAAACAAGGCAUAUAAGAAAUGUCGCUCGAAAAAACUGAAGACAUACAUUCCAACAGACAAGAAAAUGUUGUCUCCCAAACACUUACUAACGAAUGAUGAGAAAAGCAUACUGCUCGUGGGAAAACCUGGAGUGGGAAAGACAACUGUUUCAUUGGAGAUUCUUAGACUUUGGACAGAAGAUAAAAGCAUUCAAGUGAGUUACAUGUUUUAUUUUGAUGAGCCACUGAUGAGAGUCUUCUCUCAGUCUCCAUGUCCUCAGACUUUGAAGGAUCUUCUUUUUCACAAUUACAUAUCCCCAGAUGAAGUUCCAGACCAUGUCCUGGAAAAUAUUGAGAGCAAUUCAGAGAAUGUUGUCCUCAUUUUUGAUGGUGUCAUGGAUGUGAUUGGAAACUCAGUGAUUAAACAACUCUUGGAUAAAGAACUUUUAAAUGAAGCAAAGGUCUUGACCACUUGUAGACCAGAAGCUGAGGAUACAGGUUACCUGUCAGAGUGGUUGUCUUAUCGAGUGGAGGUUCAGGGAUUUAAUCAUGAGUCCAUUCGUGAAUACUUCAAAUGGAUGUUGGGAACAGAGGAUGAAAGUGGUGUAUGUGCUUUGGAUAACCCAGAGUUGUUCAGUUUGUGCUCUGUACCUUUGUAUGCCUUCAUAGUUACUGCCUGCAUUUCAAUAAGUCCUAUUGAAGCCAGAAACAAGCCAUUUACAAUCACUGAGAUGUAUGUUAGAAUUUUUCGCUUUUGCAUGAAACAACACGGCUUCCAAAAUGUGGAGCACCUGGAUAAGUACAUCACAGACAACAAGAGUGAGAUCAAGUACUUAGCUGUAGCCUCCUAUCAAGCAAUGCUAGCGAAGACUGUGAACCUGACAGAUUUAGAUCAGAAGGACAAGUCUGUGCAAAAUGCUUUCUUGACAACAACGCAAUCCAGGAACCCAUCCACACCCACUUCCAAAGUGUCUGCAUUCCUGCACAAUACAAUGCAAGAGUUUUGGGCAGCUCUCUUUUUAAUUUUAAAUCCAGACAACAUCACUCAUGUACUGGAUAAGUGCAACAGCGAUGAAGAUGGAAAAUACCUCAAAUAUAUCAUCCCGUUUUUGACUGGACUUCUCUCAGAUAAACUAGUCGAGCUCAUAAAGUGUUUGGUGCCAGUAGCAGAGAUACAAGCCAUACAUGUCAAAUACUUUGAACAGAUUAUAGACACCUUCCUUUACACUAAAGAACAGAAUGAAGAGGGAGAUUGUGAGGAGUAUGUGGAAGCUGACAAUAUCCUAUUUGUGUGUCGGUGCCUUUAUGAGUAUCAGUCCCCUGAAGCAUGCCUUCUCUUCCUGGCGAAGGUUCAGUAUUAUCUUGAUUUACAGGACCAAACACUUGAUCCUCACCAGUGCUGUGUAGUAUCGUAUGUGAUUAGUCAAUCUAGGAAUCGGAGUGUUAAACUGGACCUUACGGAAUGUACCAUUCAUGACCCUGGGUUGAAACUGAUUCUUGGCUCAUUGAAAAAUCUGAAAUUUCUCAGAUCAUCGACUAGGUUGCUGUCUCAGAUAUGGAGAGUGGCUCUCGAAGCAGGACAGUUUUCAGAUUUUGAUAGUCUGCUUAGAUUAUUGAGAUUUGAAAUCCAUCUCUCUGUGCAUGAAAAAACAGACCAGAAGAUGUUUCAAAGAAUAGGAGAAGUCCUCAAACAGAAGAGAUCAGAGAGUGUUCAUCUUUAUCUGUAUGUAGAUAAAGAAGUCAUAAACAGAUCUUUGCAACAGGACAUUUUUGAGAGCCUUCCUAAUAUUGCAACCAUUAGGAUUUUUCCUCAUCAGCUGAAAUUAGGUAUAGAAUCAGAGCUUUAUCUUCAAGGAGCUAUUUAUGAGAUGAAAACAGGUCACAGAUGUGUAAGGUAUCUACUGUCAGUGUUUAGCAAUAAUCAAAGAGAAAACACUGAGGAGCAGUGUGCAUUUUUACUAAAACUGCAUUCACAUGCUAAGAACAUGGACGUUUGUCCUGUUUUGCAACCUGUGUUCCAUGCAUUGCCACCCGCAUGGGUUGUACUACCUUCAGCAAUGUCACUCCUCCUACAGACCAUGGAAGUUCUAAAUUUAAAGAAGCCAGCUGAGCUAGGUGUCACAUAUGAUCAAAGUGAACUUAAACAAUUUCUUCUGUGUAUGCCUUAUAUUACUGAGAUAAGGUUUAGUGCUGCUGCCUGCGAGCCUGAAGACAUCCACAAGAUUGUAAAGAUUGUUGCUGAUCUUUUUAUUCUCGCUUCUGAAAGUAAAAAGGAGACACUAAGGAGCCUUUCAACAGCAUGCAGUCACUCAACCUUUCCCUUUGCUGAAGACAACAAAGAGAUGCAGAGCACUUUCUUUUUGGAUAUCUUUACCCAGCUAACACAGAGUUCAUCAGGGAAGACAUUACUACCUGCAUUGAAGCCCAUUCUCAUGGUUGCCCCUGCUGUAUGGGUAGUGGAUCUGCGAAAACUAGAGAAGACUCUUGCUCCUAUUGAAAUGCUGAAGCUUCAGCCAGCUGUCAAAAAAACAGUGGAGCUGAGUGGCUGGUCAUAUGACACAGACAAACUAAGGAAUUUCCUAAAUUAUCUACCCUAUAUUUCACACAUUUGCUGUGCUGAGCAGUUUUUCCAGACUAUAUGUGAAGUCCUCUCAGCAGACAGGGAAUGGAAUCCAAAGCAAGUCUCUGAGCUUUUACGGUCUCUUGGAUUGAGCAUUUCUUUGAUGGACAUGCUGCCAAGUCGAAUCUGCAAGGCUGUUGGCACUGUUUUUAAACAGUUGAACUUUGAAGAGGACAUUUCUCUUAGUCUUCUCCCUAAAAACAUCUCUUGUCUGGGUUCUGCUUUCCUCUUUUCAAAUGUGAAAAGACUUCAAACAUUGAGAGUAAAUGAAAUUGCAGCAUUAAAGCUGGGAAUUCUGGUCAGGUCAGAUAAAAAAAUAAAUUCCAUAAUUGUGGAAGAGCUAUCUUUGGUUUCGUCAAGCUCUCAUCUACCAGAGAGAGCACUUUGCAAGCUAUUAAGCUGCAUGACUUCACUUCUUAGAGCCUGGACAAUCCACAACUUGAAUCUCUCGGAAUUUAAAAUUGAGGCUCACUUACUCAUCUGCCUGCUGUGUCAUCAGGGCCCCUUGUCCAUUAAAUUUCAUGAAGACACUCUGCAACAACUAGCGGAAGUUGUAUAUGAUGCUCAAGAUGAAAAUCUGACACAGAUGUUCCUGGAGAAAAUUAAUGGAGAUUUGUCACCAUGUAGUCUGUCCUGGGAUGUUUUGUAUUAUCUAAUUCAAAGCACGAAAAAGGAAGUAAAACUAGACCUUCGAGAUGGCAUAUUUAAUAUUCUAAACAUUCCAAACCUUCUUGCUGUACUGGACCUUGUUCGCUUUAAAAGGAUAAGCCCACGAUUUGUCAGGGCUGCAUUGAAAGAGAUAUACCAGAAACGUGCAGGUCACCUGAUUGUAAAAUUUGUACGAUCUUCAGCUGACCUGAUUAACCUUUGCUUGAGAGAGUUGGACUCAACUGACUGCAAAGCCCUCUGCUUUGCCCUGCACUAUAGUGAUGGUGUUAAACUCAACCUGUUGAACGCUGUCAUACCAAAUAACGAGACUGAGAGCAUUGUCAAACUUCUGCAAAGAGUUUCUGAUCUUAGGAUUGAUAGAAAGCUGUUGUUGAACUUUCUCCAUGCCUCUAAGUACAUGGAAAAACAAGGUUAUUCAGCGUCUGCCCUAUUGACCGCACUGAACCACAAACUGGAUUUCUCUUGCCAUUCUUCCAUCGGCAGUGGUCGAUUUGGUCAUGACAGUGGGGAUCUUCUUACUCUCAGUUUUAUGGACUUUACAGCCAUUUCUUCUGCAAUUAAAACAUCAGCCUGUGACACAGAAAUAAUUUUAUAUGACUGCCAAGCAGAUGAUUCAGCACUUGAGAUUUUGUUCCCUAUUUUACACAAAGUGCAUCUUCAAUUGGGCAAACACCUUCUUUGUCAGAUUCUGACCUUGAUUUUAAAUGCUCCUAAUAUGGCUAUGUCUUUGAAGUGGGCAUUAUCACUUUCCAAAGCACUUGGACAAGAGCUGGACCUUAGUUACACCCCUGUUAACUACCGCAUUUGUGAGUCUCUGCAGUUGGUCUUGGACAACACAGAGGAGCUUACACAUCUUAAUCUGAGUCAUUGUCAGCUCACUGAUGCCUGCUUGGAUCUUUUGCUCCCUUACCUUUGCAAAAUAUUGAUUCUAGAUCUUACUGGCAAUGACAUAACUGACAAAGGAGCGCAGAGGCUGUGCAAAGCCUUAGAUGGAAACAGUUUAACAAAGACGAUAUGGCUUUGUGACAAUCAAAUAACAGAGAUUGGCCUGCUGGUGGAAGAAGCACGUAUUGAAACCCUACAUGCUAAUAAAAAAAGAUGUGCCCAACAGCAGAGUUUUAUCUCAAAAGAUUUGGGACCAAGCCAGAUGGAAAAAACAGUCAAGACUUUUAUUAAGAGAGAAGACCUUAUUAAGGACUUUGAGCCUGAACUAGCAGUAAAUCAUGGAAAGAUUUCUUAUAGGUUUCAGUGCAACACAGGAGGUCUUUUCAUGUGCAGGGAAACUGGGCUAGUGUUUGGAAUGAAAGGAAGUGGUUGUGUAGAGUACAGUGUGGUUCACUGGGAUAUGCGUCACCUAAUCAACACUCACUAUAAGCCUGCUGGGCCUCUGUUUGAUAUCAAAACCCCUACAGGAGAAAUCUAUGAACUUCACCUGCCACACUGUGAGACACACGUUGAUGAAAUUGGAAAUAUUUCUGUUGUACAUAUACACAAGGACAUUCUGGAAUUCCUCACUCCUGUUAAGAUGACAGAAUCACAUAUAGCUGUCAAUGUCUGUGGGUUAUCUCAAUAUGGUCUUGUGGAUGAGAGUGGUCAGAAUAGCAAAAUGCUUAAUGGGCAGGUGCUGCUGUUCCAGGAACCUGAUAUGUCUAAAACACAACAAAGAAUAUGGGUGUUCUUAUUGCCAAGCAAUGUCCCACUGUCAGAGCAGAUAAAAGAACACCAACGUGAGUAUGUGUUCAUCCAGACCAGUUCUGACUGCAAAUUAAUGAUAAAUUCAAAGUACACUCUGAUCUCAAAAAAAGCCAAUAAAGUCCAACCAAAGGAUAUCUGUUUUGAACCCUUGCAUGCUGGUAAUCACCAUCCGACAUUUGAGGUCUUCUUAGAUAAAUGUGUGACUGAAAUGCGAAUAAAAAUUCAGCGUAAAAGAAAAGAAAGCAAUAAUAUUACCUACAAAAAUGCAUGGACGCGUCGGAUAAUUCUGAAGACAACAGGAGGUAAUCACACACAAAUGAGAUCUGAGGAACAUUCUAACAUUUCAGGGAAAAGACAUUGCAGAAAAUUGAAAAACUGGAAAUCUGAUCUUAGUGCAAUCAUGGAGGAACUGUCCAGUGAACAGCUCAAGAAGCUGAAGUAUUUAAUGCAGAACUGUGAUAACAGAGAUUCCAUUCCUUUGGCUAAACUUGAAAAAGCAGAAAACAGGUAUGAGUUGGUGAAUUUGGUUGUUGAGACAUGGGGAUUUGAAGAAUCUGUGAAAGCCAUUAAAGAGUUCAUGAUUAAGCUCCCUCGUAGAGAUAAUGUUGUGACAGACCGACUGGAGCCAUAUCUGAAACAUUUUGACCUUUAGAGGCAUAUCACAGACCUUGCCAAACAUAUUUUAUUUUUUUGUGAUUAACAUUUUUAUCAAUUCAUAUAUUAAACAAAUAAAAGCAAAACAUAUACAAACAGAAUCAAUACUUAAAUCCGCCCCCCCCCCCCAAAUCCCCACCCACAAGAACAACCAAGUGGUCCCACAUGAUUAUAGACACACAAAAACAAAUAAUAAUAAUAAUAAUAAUAAUAAAAAAAAGAAUAAAUAAAAUAAUCACACACAUAACAACUACACCUCUCUCUCCACUGUCCCUCCCAGAGAGCCCUCCAAAAAUGCCAGAUGUUUGCCCCACUUUCCCACAAACAAGUCCAAAUUUCCCAAUCCUCUAGACACCCCUUCUUCAAAAGGUACCAACCUCCCCAUCUCCGCACACCAUUCCAGAAAUGAUGGCGCUCCGUCCGACUUCCAACCCCUUAAAAUAACUUGUCUGCCAAUCAUAACACUAGUCAGAACCCAAUUUUUUAUAUAUUUGUCCCCAAAAUGUAUGACCGCCCCAUCGCCCAAAAUACAAAGUCUGGGGCAAAGUAAAACUUGAGUGCCCAAAACGUCACACAAAUAACUCUGAACACUCAACCAAAAAUCUUGAAUCUUAACACACCCCUAAAAGACAUGAGUUGUGUCUCCAACUUCUGACUGGCAUCGCCAGCAGGUGGGUGUGCCUUUAAGACCAAGCCUAUACAAUCUAGAGGGGAUCCAAUAAAAUCUAUGUAAAACCUUAAAUUGCAUAAGGUGAACCCUUGCAUCUCGAUGCAGACCUGUCAUUUUUUUAGAAUCCUAGUCCACACUCCUUCCUCCAAUACCAAGUUCAAAUCUUUCUCCCAUAAUCUCUUGAUAGAAGUUAAAGCUCUGUCCCCCAAACUCUGAAUUAGCAGGGAGUAAUACACUGAUGCCUCAUGACCUUUUCCAAAAGCAGUAAUCACCUCUCCCAAAGUAUCUGCCGCUUUAGGGGGGUGUGUGCUACUCCCAAAAACAAUACAGAGCAGGUGGCGCAGCUGUAAAUACCUAUAAAACUGAGAUCUGGGAAUCCCAAAAUGAUGAACCAAAUUCUCAAAAGAUCUCAACACUCCACUCUCAUAUAGGUCACCAAGUGUAGCAACCCCCCUCACAAUCCACUCUGACCAACAGAAAGGGGACUAAUUAAUACGUAAUUUUGGGUUCAGCCAUAUGCUUGAGGCAACAUUUAAAUAAAUGUCAGAAUUAAACACUCUGGACACUUUUGUCCAAACCACGUGCAAAUGCGAGAUAACGGGAUGUGACUUAACUUCUCCGGUUAGUUCGAUAGAAAGGCUUUGCAUUGGCGAAAUAGGGGCAAGAACUUCUGUUCAAUAUGAAACCAGGGAGGGGCUCUCUCAGGUGGAAGCAACCAAUGAGCCAGAUGUCUGAGACCCACCUUUGUCAAUCGGCCUAUGUAACUUUUUGAAAUGUAAUCGGGGACGUUUACCAUUCCAAAUAAAGGACUUCGCUAUGCUAUCAAAUUGCUUGAAAUAAGAGAGGGGGACAUCUACAGGGAGAGAUUGUAGCAGGUAGUUUUCAUUUUAAUAACAUUAACCUUCCCAAUCAUAGAUAAAUGUUAUGAAGCCCACCUAUUCACAUCACUCAAAAACCUUUUUAUUAAAGGGUCGAAAUUAACUCUAACUAAAUCAUACAAAUUAGCUGGGAAUAAAAUAAUUAAAUAAAUACUUAAUGCCCUGUUUGGGCCACUGGAAGUUGCCCGGCUGUAAAUCCGUUACUGGCAGUACAAUGUCAGAGCCAAAGCUUCGGAUUUAGACCAAUUGAUUCUGUAACCUGAGAAUUUAGAGAAGGAACUAAUAAUCAUGUGGAGACAAGGCAUAGAUCUAAUGGGGUCAGAGACAAAUAAUAAAAUAUCAUAUGCUUAAAGAAAAAACUUAUGCGCCACACCUCCCGCCAUCACCCCUGGAAAAUCAUCCUCCUUUCUUAUCGUGGCUGCUAAUGGUUCCAGGGCAAGACAGAACAAUAAUGGGGAAAGAGGACAACCCUGCUGAGUAAAAUAAUCUGAAAUUAAUCCAUUUGUUUGUACCGCCGCUACCAGGUGUCUAUAAAUGUUUAUUUCUAUUUUAUUUAUAUAAAUUCCGCACCUGCAUUCCAAUCUGCAUCUUGAUGUAAUCCCUCCUCAUUAUCACGCAGCGUAUUUUUAUUAGCUGAAUGGGAGGCUAAACAAAAAGUUAAAAUGUGACGAGACUACAGUAUACCCAACAGACUCGUGCAGCGUGUGCAAGCCAUUUGCGCAUCUCGAGCAGGUAGUGCUUCACUUUCUGUUAAUUGCUUCGGUCGGUCUGCGCGGAUGACAGCCUACAUUCUGUGUUUCAUUUGUUUCUUAUUGCUUUCAGAACAACACGUAAUGCAAUAAGAAAAACACCACUAUUAAUCCUUGAGAUUUCCAACCCAGCAUACACCCUCCUUAAACCAUGGUCACACUCAAAAUGACAUUAAAUGAUUAAAAGAUAAAACAUAAACCCACAUGGUGGGGUUCAAAAAUCGGAGUCUAUUCAAAAUAUAAAUUAAACAUGGAAAUAAAGUUUUAGGAUUUUGCAGGUCUGAUUAACUGAAAAGGGCUAAAUAGUUGAUCGGCGUGUGAUGCGCGAAUGACUUGCAGGUGCAGCGUGAGUCUCGUCACACUUUAAUACUGUUUAGCCUCCCAUUCAUGUAAUGAAAACAUGCUGCGUGAUCAUGAGGAAGGAUUAGGCUACAUCAAGAUGUAGAUUGGAAUGCAGGUGCGAAAAAUGUCAUAAAUAAAAUAGCCUGCUUCUCUCUCACUGUUGCUUGCAUGCUAGUGAUUAAAUGAUUGUAGUGACAUAAUAUAAGAAAUAUUUAAGAUUCCACACAAUUUCGUGAUCAGUCAUCAAAUAAGCAAAUUUGUGACAUUAACUUUGUUAAUUCAUAACACAAAAGGACAGGUCUUUCAUUAAAGUACUUUAUAUGCUCUGUAAAAAUUCAUAUUUUUUUCAUAUUAUAUCAUAAUCAUCGGGUUUUGCACCAAAUUUUCCCUCAAACUGUUUAAUAUCAUUUGUAAUUAAAAAUAAACGAUUAAAUUAGAAAAUGCAAAAUAGAAAAAUUUUCACAAGGGGAAAAUCGCAUACAUUUGCAUGUGUGUUUUUUUUUUUUUUAGGGGGGGUUGUCGGCACAGCCAUUGACCAGGAAAAUAAAAAAUGGCAAUCCAUGUCAAAAAUGUUGCCGACCCCUGCACUAUAUUAUAUUUCUUACGUUUAAGAAAAUAAAUAACCUUCCUUCUUUUUAUGGGGUGCCCCAACCCAUUCACAUUCCACGUGGAGAGAGGCAAUCCACUCAUAUUAACAUUUGACAUUAGAAAAAAUAGAUUGUGUGUCAAAAAUAAAAUUAUAAAGACCACAUUCCCCAUUAGUGCAACAAUGAAACCCCGAACCAAACAAACAGAAAAACGUGCACAUUAACCCUGCGAACGACAGCGCCAACCUCCAUGCACGCCUACGAAAGCCCCCGCGACAACUUUACAAUUGGAUUGCUCAAGUCCGGUGUUUCUAUAAACAUUUUGUUAGACAGAAUUACACAACAAAAGAUAAUCUAUAAAACAAACUCCAGCCAAUAGGCAGAAUAAACACAAAGAAUGUGUAGAUUCAUUCACAAAAGUCUUGAAGGUGUGUUCCUCCACAAAACAAAUUCCAGCCGUUAGCGGAACCAGCACAAAAAAAAAAAAAAAAGCCGUUCAGUUUCCUCAGACAUUCAAACAAAUGUUCAGUGAGCCGGCUGUUUCACGGGUGCAGGAGAUGACCUAAUCAUGUCCUGCAAAAAAUACUCCACGAAACAAACUCCAUCCAAUAGGAGGCAUAAGCACAAAGAACGAGCAGAUUCAUCCACAACUGUCCCGAAGGAGUGUUAUUCCACAAAACAAACUCCAGUCGCUAGGCGGAACUAGCACAAAAAGAAACAAAAUAAGGCUUGUUGUGGGCAUGUAAAUAUUUUGCGGCCAUCCUUAGUAUCUAUUCUCAAUUUGGCCGGAAAAGAAGAAACAUCAGAGCAAAAGCGAUCUUCUGUUGAUGUAAGAGUUUCUUGCAUUCCUUGAAACGAUCACGUUUUUCUCUUGUCGAAUUCGCAAAAUCUGGGAACAAGAAAAUGCUGUGAUUCUUCCAAGAAAGCUUUCCUUUGCACCUCGCCUUGCACAACACGAGAUCUUUAUCGGAUGAUCUCAGAAAUUUGGCCAGAAUAGAUCGGGGCCUGUCUCCCUCAGCCGAUCUGCGAGCCGGGACUCCGUAAGCUUGCUCGAUUUCCAGCUUGUGGCCUGUUAUGUCGAGCAGACUCGGGAAGAGCUCGUCUAGGAAUUUCACCAUAUCUCUGCCUUCUUCAUGCUCAGGAACUCCAACAAUUCGGACAUUAUUUUGCCAGCUACGAUUCUCCAAAUCCUCCAGUUUUUCCCAAACGUGUUGUAAAUCUGCCUUGGUCGCUAGGGGAUUAGCAGCCAAUUCCCUCUCCGAUGACUCCAGAUAAUCAAUACUCCUCUCGACAUCCCCAAUUCUUAUAACCAACACAGAGAAUUUAGUUUCCUUCGCCAUAAUCAAUCGAAGUAUUACAGCAAGAUCCUCUAAGUCAGCAACAACUUUUGUCAGCAUCACAGACAUGCUCACCAGUUGCCACUGGAUUUCUUCCGCCGCACUGUCCAAACCGAGUCCCUGGUCUGCGGGCCUAUCUGAGGUAUCAGCUUGAGCACCUAAGUGUCUUUUAAUAUCUCCAGAGCCCGAGGAAUUUGAAUUCUUUGCCACGUUGACUUCAAAGAACAGAUAUGUAGCAGGGUGUAUCGAAUCUCAAUGGUUUAUGACAUAAAAUAAUUAAAAACUAGCAAAGUGCGCAGAGCUCGUCGUUUACAUGUCUGACCCUCGCAUGGCAUCACGUGACUAACGAUUCUGGUUCCUUAACUGUCUGCAAUCAUAUUUGAGUUCAAAAGACCUCUGGGGUAACUGUUGUCUGUUUGUAGGCAACCUCAAUUGUAAUUUUUAAAUAUACCUGUAUACAGUAUAUGGCUUUGAUUAAUGUUUUUCAUUUAUUGCACUAGAUGUUCAGGUUUAUUCAGGCAAUUAUGCCUGUAUGAAUUGUGUUUCUGUGUAUACUAUACGAGUAUUAUACGUGCAAAGAUUUCACAAACUUAGUUUAAAAAUUUAGAUUUUACAUUUGAAUUAUGAAACAAUUAUAGAUUGAAAAUGUUUUUAUAUGUUUGUUUAUAAUUCCCCCGUUACCCCCUCUUGUGUUUCUAUCGUUGUGUUAUUUAUAUGGAACUGAGCUUACAUUAUUGUUUCUUAAUUGACUCUGUAAUUUAUCUAUUUUAUUUGUUUGUUUUGAGAAUUAUGUACAGAAUGUGUAUUGAAGAGUUUUGAUAGUUGUGGACAAGUGCUAUGGGUCCUGUUUGAAGCAUGAUGCAGAACUGAUAUUGAUACUCUCUGUAAACAACAGUUGUAUUUAAUCCUUAUUAAAAUAAGGAAUAAUAUGCAUUUAAAGGUUCAUGAUUUUUAAUUAAGUUAACUUAUUUUUUACUAAAACAGCCUAUAUCGAUCAGCUGAUGGACAGACAUUCACAAUCUUAUUCUUAUUGUCAUAUUUUUUUUACCUUCAAAAGGAUGUUUAUUUUAUAACUAUUGUUGCAAUUACCCCCAACUUCUCAGCCAUGAUUCUUGUAUAUCGUGCAUGUAUUCUAUAUUGUGUGUAUUGUAUACUGUACAUUGUAUAUUAUUAUUUGUAUAUUGUGUUGUGUGUAAUUGUGUAUAUUAGUUUUGUAAAUUGUGUUGUGUAAAUCUGAUGUUUAUUGUAAAUUGGUAUAUGUCUCAUCACUGUCAUGACUGCUAUGUUUCUCGGAACUGCACCCAAGACUUUCACCCACUGUUGUACUUGUGUAUAUGGUUGAGUGACAAUAAAGUGAUUUGAUUUGAUUAUA
Molecule: messenger RNA, 13545 nt
Organism: Myxocyprinus asiaticus (Chinese sucker)
Lineage: Eukaryota; Metazoa; Chordata; Actinopteri; Cypriniformes; Catostomidae
Exons: 22
Coding region: 1465-7608 (2047 amino acids)
Biological process (GO): regulation of apoptotic process
Molecular function (GO): protein binding
Source: RefSeq, a predicted model, not a curated record